AUAGUUACCAUUAAUUUAUAAUGGCAAAUAUAGGUGGUUCAACUUCAGUUUCAGUUUCAGGGUCUACCUCGUCAGUAGAUGCAUGCCCAUCUGGAUAUGUAGGCACCCAUCCUAAAGGUGCUAGAGAUAGGGCUUGGAAGUAUGCCUUUGAAGGAUCGGAACUUGGGUUGGUGAUAUGCAUUAAAUGUGAAAGAGUAUUCCAUGGAGGCAUAAACUGCCUCAAAUACCACCUUGCAGGCAUCGAGAAACGUGAUGUUAGGGAAUGUCCUGGGGCCACAGAAGAAAUAAAAAGAGAUGUUAAUGCCAUACUUGCGGCCAAGGAAGAGAAAGAGUAGCCAUAGUUGAAUCUCAAGGUGCUUCAAUUGACCUUGAAGAAGAAGAAGAAGAAGCACUUCAGAGCAUAGUAGGCUCUCAUCGUGGCCCAUGUAUCCGCAAACAUAGCACCACCUCGGCCACCACUUUUGCUUCUUCUAGUAGAACACCUAUUGCAUCACCAUCAAUGCCAUAGUCUAUAGGUAAUCAUUUUAUACCUAGGAAGACACUUGGAGCACAACCAUCAUUAGAGGCAAUUGGAUGGAAUAGGAAGGUGCAUGAGAAAACAGACAUUGCAUGUGCCGAUUUUUGGUACUUCAACAACAUUCCAUUCAAUGUGGCAGACAAUCCUUAUUGGCUCAAUUUGGUUACUGCAUUGACAGUUUCAAGAAAAGGAUACAAGGCCCCUUCUUGCAAGGACUUGGGUGGGAGGUUGCUUGCAAAUGCGGUUGAUAGGGCAAAACAAGUGGAGGACCAAAGAGAAGAAUGGAGAAAAUAUGGCUGCACUAUUCUUUCCGAUGGGUGGACAAAUGGCAAAAACUGCACCAUAAUUAAUUUUUUGGUUGCUUGCAAGGACAAUGCGGUGUUUUUUAAAUCGGUGGAUGCCUCCAACAAGCUGAAAAAUGCUGAAACUUUGGCUGUAAUGCUGGAGCAAGUUGUCAUGGAGGUGGGAGUUGAGAAUGUGGUGCAAAUAAUCACGGAUAAUGCAACAACAUAUGUGGGAGUAGGUAGAAUCCUCCAAGAUAGGUACCCAACUCUUUUCUGGACACCUUGUGCAGCACGUCUUUGACCUUCUUUUGGAGGACAUAGGAAAACUUGAUUGGGUGACACCUGUUGUAGAAGAUGCAAGGAGGAUCACAAAAUAUAUUUACAAUCACCCUUGGGUUCUUCGCUUGAUGAGAGAGCACACUCAAGGGAGAGAUUUGGUAAGAGCGGGUGUCACAAGGUUUGCAAUGAUUUUCUUGACGUUGCAAAGCAUUCUUGGUGCAUUGACGGCUUUAAAACAAAUGUUUGUGAGUCAAGCAUGGCUAGACUCACCUUAUUCAAAGAAGCCUAAAGGAGAGGGUGUUGCAUGCAUAGUCUUUGACAACCUAUUUGCACAAAGAGUUGUAGAGAUUGUGAAGGUGUCGGAGCCCUUGGUUAGAGUUCUCCGCUUGGUAGAUGGGGAUCAAACCCCAAUGGGGUAUGUUUAUGAGGCCAUGGAUAGGGCCAAGGAGUUUAUCAAAAAUUACUUAAAGGGGGAUAGACUCAAAUUUGAUCCCAUUUGGGAAAUUAUUGAUAAGAGGUGGAACAAUUAGCUCUACCAAUCCAUUCAUGCAGCAAGGUACUACCUCAACCCUCGUUUUAAGUUCAGGGAUUCUUACUCAGAUCCUAAUGGAGAGGUCAUGGAGGGCCUCACUACAUGCAUUCAGAGGAUGAUACCUGAGGUUGAGGUGAGAGACCUCGUUGUGGCCGAACUCCAAAAUUAUGAGGAAGCAAGGGGUAAGCUAUUCUCUUCAGAGCUAGCAAGGAGAGGAAGAACAACUCAAACCCCAGAUGCUUGGUGGCAAUUUUGGGAUGGAAAUACCCCAAAUCUCAAAAAAUUUGCCCUCAAAAUCUUAUGUCAGCCUUGUAGUUCAUUUAAUUGUGAGUGCAAUUGGAGCUUGUUCGAGGCCAUCCACACGAAGAAGAGGAGCAAGUUAGCUCAAAAACGCCUCAAUGACCUUGUUUUUGUGCAAUAUAAUCUUCGGUUGUGCAUAAGGAAGGUAGAGGAAGCACCAGCUGGUCCAAUUGAUUUGGAUGAUAUAGAUCCCUACAGUGAUUGGACAUCGCAUGAGCAACCUCCAUUGUUUACUGAGGAUGACAUCUAUGAUUUUGAGAGGCAAGCUAUGGAGGAGGAGGGGGGUGGAUUUGGAUUCACACUGGAUGACAUUAAGGAGGAUGAGGAUGAUGAGGAGUCAUUGCCAAUGCCAGGAGCAGCUAGAGGCAGAGCUACAUCUAGGAUGGAGGUCGAGCCACAACCUGAGCUAGUCAUACCGAGCGAGGAGGCACAGCCUCAGCAGAUAUCUAGGACUAGACCCUCGAGUUCUACCUCUUCCUAGUUUUUACUAGAGCUGGGAAGAGGAAGAUGUAAUUGUAUUGAUGUAUUUACUUGUAGUUUUACAAAAACUAUUUACUAUUUUGCUUCUAGACAUCAACAUUCCUCAUGAGGAUGUGAUUUUGUAGUCACUUUGCAUUUAAAUCAAUUAAAUAUAUCUAGA
This is a messenger RNA of Cryptomeria japonica (Japanese cedar), 2552 nucleotides long. RefSeq lists its product as uncharacterized. Bases 1698 to 2393 code for a protein of 231 amino acids. Gene Ontology annotation, molecular function: protein dimerization activity. NCBI's taxonomy places the organism in Eukaryota, Viridiplantae, Streptophyta, Pinopsida, Cupressales, Cupressaceae. The transcript is spliced from 4 exons. The record is from RefSeq and is a predicted model, not a curated record.